CCUCACGUACCUUAGAUGGAUGAAUCUCGCAAUAAUGUAAUACUACGGGGUAUUAAUUCUUAUCUUUUUAAUAUUAGUAUAUUACACGGUAUUAUUUUUUAUCUUGACCGCGUUUAGUAACAUUUCGAAUUAUAUUGUAGUUAUUUGGCGACGAGAAAAUGCUAUCAGGCACUGACGUGGCACUUUCUUGCACCGCAAACGCACGCAAUCAUUGGACGUUGCUCCAAACUCUCCAUCCCCUAUAAAUUAAUUACUAAUUAAAUGCACCAAUGAAAUAAUCCAUUAUGAUCGCCACCCCAGCGCGUGGCCCUCGUUCGGCGAAGUGCUGGAAACAUGGACGGCAGAUAUGUUGCCGCACGUAAAUUUCUAUGGGGCAGGUUUUAUGGACACGUCAGCGUCCGGUGGUGCGACGGAUAAAAUAAUCCGGUCCACUCGAAGGAAGGGGAUUCCAGCCGGGUCUAAUGAUUGGGGGCGUGUGGGGCCCACGAUCGACGGACCUGAUCUUCCUCGAAAUAUGGUCUCCAGAUCUGGGCGGUCGAUGAUUUCGCGGAAUCCAAGGACGCACGGCGGAUCGGACGGCUAUAUAUGGAAGGGGCCGACGAACGCAGGACGGGCGAGUUCCCUAAUUAAAACCGCUUCCUCCCUGGUUCACGUCACCUCCUCUUCCUCCUCCUCAUUUUUCUCUUCCGUUUCUCUCCUUCUCUUUAUAUUUCUCUCUUUGGGCGUUUUGGGGGGAGGGGGAGCCGGCGAUCGCCGACGAAGACCGCGGGGGAGGCGUGGAUGUGCUGAGCCGCCGGAUCUCGGGCGGAGGAGGGGCUUCGGUUGCCGUAUUUGGUUUCAGUUCGAAUAUUGGGGUUCGCCCUGAUAAGUUUUCGUUACUUUUUAGGAGUUUGUCCCCGGAUAAAAUCCUUCAAGGGUUAGAGUUCUUUCUAUCUUUUGCUCUUUUAUGUUUGACUUAGAUUUUUUUUUGUUUUAUUUUAUUUGACUCGGUAGAAGAGCAGGGGAAAAAGGAGGGUUUUGUCUUGUUUGGUAUUAUUUCUGGUUUCCUUCGGGGUAUUAUUUUCUUCUUCAUUUCGUUUAUCGUGGAAUUUUUUGAUGGUUAUAUGGAGAUGAUCUUGUUUUAUGUGAUUUAAGGGGGUCGUUUUUUGGAUAGAAAAAGGUUACUUCGAUUCAUUUGGGGAGGAAAGUUUGGUUUUUUAUCUCGGGAUUGCAUUCGAUUGGUUGCUGAUUUUGAUUCUUUUUUCAUCAGAUUUAGAAACAUCGCUUUUGUUCCAGAGUUUUUUUGAGGGAUCGAAUUCGAUUAUAAAGGGGGAUUCGAGGCGUGGCUGGGCAAAGGCGAGGUUUUUUUCUGAGGGAAAAUGGCAGUAGCUUUUACCCGUAUUUCUUACUGGCUUUGGGGCGGUACAGAUCAUGAAGCCCAGAAUAAUUCUUCUCUGAGUCCUCCGGAUUUCCCAUCGGGGUUUAGGGAGCCGGAUUCCUUGAAAUUCCCAUCCGUUAACGGGUCUAAGAUGCGGUCUUCGUCGAGAAGAAUUAAGAGGAAGUGGCAUAGCCGGGAAGAGAGGAGGAUUGACAGGGAGUACGAUAUUGUCCUCGUCCCCUCGGAUGGGGGAUGCAUGUCCGGUUCUGAAUCGGAUGAUUCGGAUUGGUCGAUUGGAUGGUUGGAACCCCAUGCACCUGACUUCCAGAGUGAGAGCGAAACAGAGAACAGCUUUGCUGUCCUGGUCCCGUGCUAUGGGCGUGGUCGCUGUGAGCAGCCAGAGAGGUUGAAGACUCAUGUCCUGGGUGCAGGUGACCUCAUGGAUGGCAAAGAAUGGUGUUUCCAUAGUGUUGCUUGCAACGUCUACCUGGAACAACUCUCAAGGUCUGUUGUGAAUGGUGUCACGCCCCAGUUAAAACUAUUGUUUCCACUGGUGAUAAAUCUAAACACCAAGGGGCAGAAAGAGGAAGUAACCUUCUUUAUUUAUAUCCAAUGUUUGCAGUUUUUCCUGGCGAAAGUUUUUAUCUGUUUGUUAAAUUGGAGUUUCCUCACCUUGCAAGGACUCCAGCUACUGAUGAUAUGCUUUGUCCCAUCUGCCAAAGAAAAAUCUUCAUCAGCUUAAUGUAAGUUAUGAUACUAGUCAAGAUAUUGCUGUUGAGCUAGUCUAGUGCAAAACAUUCACUUUAUCAAUUUGCCUAUACAGAGUGCCCAACUUGAUGCAUGGAGCUGGCUGUACAAAAUUGGGAUAAGGCUUGUUGAUUAUGAAAGGAAUUCUUAACAUUAUUACUCAAUUAUCUUUUCUUGAAUCAGCAAAAUAUAUUAUUUUUCCACCUUCUUCUUCUUCUUCUUUUUCGGUAGAGUUAUAGGUUGUAUGAGCUUAAACUGUGACUAGUAAGGUAGAAGACUGCCACCAACUGGCUUUACACAGGCACGCACACACAUAUUAUGAAAAGCGCCUUUUGUGCUUAAAUAUGCCUUAGCAUGAAACCUGUAACGAUAUCACAGAAGGUUUGAUGUAGGUAGAAAGCUGGUUGUAAACUUAGCUGAAUCUUUCCAUGGGGCCUUUCAAGGUUUGAGCGGUGCUCUAUGGCCAACCUUGUAUGCAUGGAGGCGCUCAUACAAAUAUAUCUGAAUAUUUUGUGUUGAUAAGCAUGAUUGUGUGUGCAGAUCAACUUUGGUAGAUCUAUUAGCAUCAUAGAUUUGGGUCAAUUCUAGUGGAGGAGCAUGGAGCACUUGUGGGCCUUCCAAUAUUUAACAAUAUAUUUGUGGCAAAGAAAUUCAAUCUGAUAAAUGUUUUUUGGGGUCAGAAAACUCAUAAUAUUUGAUAAGAGUUUCAGAUUCCAUUUUUCCAGCACAUUCUGGGUGUGAAAAUGCAAGAUCCAGAUUACUGAUACCCUAUGUUGACCUUGCCAUAUGGAGUUUCCUCUGUUCGGCCUUUAUGUUUCUUUGUGACGGUAAUUUUGUACUAUAGACGUCAGUUUAUCUGUUUUUAGACGUGUUAUAAUUUUUACACAAUGUGAGACUGGUCAUGGACUAGCAUUGUUUCCAUCAUUAGUUUCUUUUGGCUACUGCAUUUCUUUCUCUGAACUGCUGCAUGUGAUGUUUUGAGUCUAUUUGUAAUGAUUUAGUUUUCAUGGUAAAGGGAUAUUUCUUCUUGGUGUAUCAAACUGGGCAAAAAUAAUAGAUGAAAUAGUGAUCAAUUUUUAACUGUUUACAUAUUUUAGUGGUUGAUACUUGAAAUUUUUUGCUUGAUUUUGCUGCUAGCUGCAAAUCAUUGUUUUGUUAAUUUGAUAUAGGACUUUUUAUAUAAUUUGUCCUUCAGUGCAGGUCGGAUGCAUCUAUAACAAAUGCUUGAACAAUAUGAGAUUGAUGUAGUUUUAUUAUGUAGAAAAGUUGUUUUCCAAUGCUUUAUCAAAUUUUAUUUGCAGAUGGCAAGAAUUACAUAGAACAGUGGCUCUCAUCUCUUCAGAACUCCUGAUCUCAUGGACAAACUGAUUGUUUAGCUUGGCCUUCUAUAAACAUGCGUUCUUUAUCUUUCAAAUAUCCUAUGCUUUUACUACAUCAUUAAAAAGGGAAAAGGAUGAAAACAAAAAACUGGAUAAGAGAAGGGAAAAAAAAAGAAAAAAAAACAGAGAGAGAAAUGGGGUGGUUUGAAAUUCCAGCUGGAUUAUUGUUGUGAAGAUGCUGAAGCGAACUGCUUGGUUGAUAAGCAUUGAAAGUUCUGCACAUUUUUGAUUGGGGAUUAUUGAAGUGGCUAAUUGCUUACAUUGUUUAACCCCUCGCCUUCUGCCUCCCAUUAGGGAUUUGUUUCAUUUUGGGUAUGUACAUAUGUAUAUAUAAUUCUUCUGUAAAUAUCACUGUAAAUAAGAAACCAUCCUCGACGAAUUUUUGCUGUAAAUAGUCUAUGUUUUAGAAAGGUCAAGCUUCCAGCACCUUGUAAGGCAGGUUUCUAUGUUUAAUGCUAUAUACUUUUAUAUAAUCUCCUGUUAUUCUU
Messenger RNA from Elaeis guineensis (African oil palm), 3971 nucleotides. RefSeq lists its product as uncharacterized. The record is from RefSeq and is a predicted model, not a curated record. NCBI's taxonomy places the organism in Eukaryota, Viridiplantae, Streptophyta, Magnoliopsida, Arecales, Arecaceae.